Messenger RNA from Salvia miltiorrhiza (redroot sage), 3856 nucleotides. RefSeq names its product probable disease resistance protein At1g58602. The record is from RefSeq and is a predicted model, not a curated record. Gene Ontology annotation, molecular function: ADP binding. The transcript has 2 exons. Gene Ontology annotation, biological process: defense response to other organism. Lineage: Eukaryota; Viridiplantae; Streptophyta; Magnoliopsida; Lamiales; Lamiaceae. Bases 133 to 2928 code for a protein of 931 amino acids.
UCUCACCACUACCAAAUCAAGAGUGUUCAACCAAUCAAUUUGAUAUAUCGGAGCUUCCCCAAAUUAGCAAAUCAAGAGUGUUCCACCAAUCAAUUAGACCAAAGAAAUCUGAGCUUCCCCCAAAUUAUUGCAAUGGCAGAAGCAGUGGUGUCGACUGCUCUAGAAACCUUGCGCGAUUUGUUGGUGGAAGAAGCAAGGUUUUUAUAUGGUGUGGGUGACCAAGUGAGGGAGCUCGAGAUCCAGCUCAAAGAGAUGAAAUGUCUCCUCAAAGAUGCCGACAGAAGACGACAUGAAAAUGAAACCAUUUUUAAUUGGAUCUCAGAGAUCAAAGAUCUUGUGUACAGAGCAGAAGCUGCCAUUGAAAGACACGCAGCUCAUCAAGUGACUUCAAGGAGAAGACGAGGCCUCAGACAGCUCGUCCGCAAAUGUAGUUGUAGUUUAGAAGAAUACAAGUCGAUCCACCAAUUAGGCUCGGAGAUUUCACCGAUCAAAUCCCGACUUGAAAGGAUAAACAAGGAAAUGUUAGAAAGUGGCAUAAAGAAGAGCAUCAUCAACAAUACAUAUGAAGGGGAAAGCUCGUCCGCCAACAACAGAGCAAGGAAGAGCUUCCCCGAAUUCGAGAUCGGAGAGUGUUUUGUGGGAAUGAAGGACGAGCUCAAGCAGCUUCUUCAUCUCCUAGUGGAAGACGAAAAGCAUCGAGUAAUUUCAGUGUGGGGAAUGGGGGGAUCAGGCAAGACCACCAUUGCCAAAAAGCUCUACAAUGAGACCAACACCAACUUUGAUCUUUGCGCAUGGGUUUGCAUUAGUCAGCAAUGUCAGAGCUUUCAAUCAGUUUGGAAUGAUGUUCUCAUGCAGCUACAGCAUCAAAACACGAAGGAUGGGCCAAAAAUAAGGGAGGAUGUUACAAGUUUGAACGAGUGGGAGUUGAAGGAGCGACUAUGCAAGAUACAAAGAGAGAAGCGAUGCCUCAUUGUUUUUGACGAUCUUUGGGAAACUUCUCAUUGGGAUGGCUUCAAGCAUCCCUUCCUUGUCCAAGAUUUACAGAGCAAAAUCUUGAUCACCACGCGUGAACAGGAAGUCGCGGAGAUUGGAUGCCCUAUCAAACUUGGGUUUCUAAAAGAGGAAGAUGCUUUGGAACUACUCAAGAAGAAAGCAUUUCCCCACACCAACAUUCCAGAGUUUGCAUUGGAAGACAAUGUUGAGAAAAUUGGGAAAGAAAUGGUGAAGAAAUGUGGGUAUUUGCCGUUGGCAAUUUGUUUACUCGGUGGGGUCUUGAGAAAGACAAAUUCGAUGAUGGAGUGGAAGUUAGUCAAAGAAGUCAUAUAUAGAGAUGAAAAGCAGAUUGAUGGAGUGCUAAAUUUAAGCUAUGAAAGCCUACCCUAUUAUUUGAAGCCUUGCUUUCUCUAUAUGGGUAUAUUUCACGAGGACCAAACCAUAUAUCCUAGGCAACUAUAUAGGAUGUGGAUAGCACAAGGCAUGAUUUCAUAUGAGAAUGCUGGAGACAAUGACAAAAAUUUGAUGGAAAUUGCCGAGCUCUACUUGGGUGAGUUGGCCUCCAGGUCCAUCGUCCAAGUUGAAAUUAAUUUCGGCGAUGCUGUCAGUGGUGGAGGAAAAUAUUGGAGCUGCAAACUUCAUGAUGUAGUAAGAGAACUAUGUUUGAAAUUGGGGAGAAGUGAGGAUUUUGGUGCACAGAGUUUGGAGUAUCAAAGUGGGAAAGCUUCCUCGCAUAGGAAAAUACGGCAUUUGGCUAUACAUUUCAGGAAGGAAGUUCAAGUGGAACCUGAAGAGCUUACACUCACUUGGGGAGAAGAUAGUAGUGAACAUUUAAGGUCUCUUCAAAUGUUUAGUCACAUAAAUUCGGGUGUUGUUGAGUUUCCCCCGCAAGGUAUUGUUGAUUUUCAGAAAUUCAAAUUGCUGAGAGAUCUAUGUAUGGUGGGAUUCAAAUUUGAAGGAAGAAAGUUAUCGAAAGGAAUCACUAGUCUUGUUCACCUUAGACGUUUGUGUUUAGAAAGAUGUGAAUUUGAUACGCUACCAUCGUUCAUUAGGAAUUUGGUAUACAUGGAUACCCUUGAUUUAACUGUUUCGAAGAAUGUUGAAGUUCCAAAUGUUUUUAAGGAGAUGCUACAUUUAAAACACUUGUUUCUUCCCUAUUAUGAUGAGGAAAAAAUUGGAAAUUAUCGAUUGACAUUGGACGAGGGAGUGAUUGAGUUGGAGACCUUGUGGUAUUUGGAUAGUAGAGUGCAUGACUUAAAAUGUAUGAACAGAAUGAAGAAUCUGCGAAAUUUCUCAAUAAAAAUAUACGACAACGAAAGCUUGUCAGCCAUCAUCGACGCCAUUGCUCUCAUGGAAAAGUUACUGUCUUGUUCGGUUGUAAUCAAAGAGGGUUGCAAGUUAGGAACAAAUGAGGGAGUGUUAACGCUGAAGAAGGUAAUCACAUGUCCCAAUCUUCAUUCCUUGUGGAUUGAAGUUAAGUUAGGGAAGGCGCUGGCAGAGUGCGGGAGUGACUUCAUCAGUUCAAAACUUAUAACUUUGACCCUAUAUAAAUGUGAGAUUGAGGAUGAUCCAUUAGGGAUACUGGGGAAGCUUCCUUGCUUGAUAUAUUUGUAUUUAUGGAGGAAAUCAUUUGUGGGGGAGGAGAUGACGUGUCCAUCAAACAGUUUUCCUCGCCUCAAGUUGCUUGUGCUCUCUCAAUUACCAAAGUUAAAGGAGUGGAGAGUGGAGGCAGGAGCCAUGCCCCUUCUCUAUGAAUUGGAGAUUUAUGAUUGUUCCAGUCUGAAGAUGCUUCCAGAUGGUUUGAGUGGCAUUUCUACUCUUCGGAAACUGGAGAUUACUGGAAUGGCGGAAAUGGGGAAGAGGGUAUCGACAUCAGGAGAGGAUUUCCACAAAGUCACCCAUGUCUCUUCAAUUAUCAUCCGAGACAAUCGAUGACCAACUAGUCUAGUCUCCACCCGGGUAAUGCUUGCACCAAUCUCAUUCUCAAUUCCCAAUUAUGUUGCUUCAAUUUUAGUUUUUCUCUAAACGCGGAUUAUUGGGUGCGACCGUCGCACAGGUGUGCGACGGGUCGACCCGGCUCCAAACCCGCCCUCCUGACCCGAAACCCUGACCCGCGUGGGUUUGACCCAUACUCCUAAUUAUUACAUUUGUUUAUAAUAAUUGUUACUUUUAAUAAACAUAAUAUAUACAUUUGUUCAUAUAAAUGUAUAUUGAUAUGUAUAAUGUUUUAUAUUGAAUGAAGGUAAAUAUUUAUAUUAAUAUAAGUAUAUAUUUGUGCGACCAAAUGUAUAUCUUAUGCUUAUUAAAAGUAAGUGUUCAGGCUUAGGGUUUAGUUUACAGGAUUUAGGGUUUAGGGUUCAGGCUUAGGGUUUAGUUUACAGGGUUUAGGGUUUAGUUUAUAGAAUUUAGGAUUUAGAAAAUAUAAUACUUUAUAUUAAAUGAAGGUAAAUACCUAUAUUUAUAUAAGUAUACCUAUAAACAAAUGUAAUAAUUUAGGAUUCAGGAUUUUGGGUCUGGGCACGGGUCGGGUCGGGGCGGACCCGUCGCACUGGAGUGCGACCGCCGCAUGCAAGACCGGCCCUUCUCUAAAAGAUAGGUAUCUUGACAAGGUUUUAACUAUAAAGCUCGACGCAUUCUAAACUUGUAUCGUCUUGGUUUUGGUUGCAGGCUACUUUUCUCCCCCCCUUCGAGUUACAGUCUUGUUGUUCCAUGUCCCAAGUGUUUCUCUUUAAUUAUUUGCAUUAUUUUCUCUGCAACCUUGUUUCGCUUUAAUCACUUAAAAAAAAAUUAAAUGUGUAUGUUUUUAUUAAUCUGGUUGAAUUUGGUGAUUCUGGACAAUUUAUUCUAGACUUUCUUAGUUCCA